AUACAAACAUCUGUGAAAAUUCCUCGAGGUGAUCGAUCAAGGACAUCGCCGGCGAACCUAGUCACGAGAAAAUUUCCGGUGAGGAUUUUUUAACUAGACCACAGGCGAAGAUGAGUAGCCAUCGGCGAAGAGGCGCCAAGAGCCACGAACGAGUCACCAACGACGAGAAGGAGAUCAAGACGAGGACGACGUCGCAGAGAUUUGAGAGGCGAUUGGUGAAGUACCAGGAGUUGCCGGAGUAUAUGAAGGACAACGAGUAUAUUUUGGACUAUUACCGGUGCGAGUGGCCGCUGAAGCACGCGCUGCUCAGCCUCUUCGCUUGGCACAAUGAAACUCUGAACAUCUGGACGCAUUUGGGGGGGUUUAUGAUAUUUGCGGGAUUGACGGUGAUGAGUUUGAUGGAGAAGGCGGAGAUUGGAGGCCUGCUUGGGAGUUGGUCCAGGGUUCCCGUACCUAGAACGUUGACGAACAUCUCCGACGAAAUUUUUCCUGACUCACAUUUGAGACACAUUUCAGGGUCAUCAGUACUGCAUGCACACAAAGAAGACAGUUCUGAGUCGACUAUUAUUCCUAGAUGGCCUUGGUUUGUUUUCCUAGCCGGAGCUAUGGGCUGCUUGGUUUGCAGCUCUUUGUCCCACCUCCUUGCUUGCCACUCUAAACGCUUUAACUUUGUCUUCUGGCGUCUAGACUAUGCUGGUAUUUCCCUUAUGAUAGUCUGUUCCUUCUUUGCUCCCAUCUACUACGCCUUUUUGUGCAACCCCUACUCACGUUUCUUCUAUCUUUCAUCCAUAUCCGUGUUGGGUAUCCUUGUCAUCAUCACCCUUCUCGCGCCUGCUCUCUCCACUUCUCGUUUCCGUUCCUUCAGGACCUCCCUAUUCCUCGGCAUGGGCUUCUCGGGCGUAAUCCCGGCAGCUCAUUCCGUUGCUCUCAACUGGGGCCAUCCACAUAUAUUUGUUGCCUUAGGAUAUGAGCUUGUUAUGGCAGUUUUGUAUGCUGCAGGAGCUGGACUCUAUGUUAGCAGGAUACCAGAACGAUGGAAGCCUGGUGCAUUUGAUAUUGCAGGGCACAGCCACCAGAUCUUCCAUGUGUUUGUUGUUCUAGGGGCCGUUGCACACACUGCCGCCACUCUGGUUGUUUUCGAUUUUCGCCGGGCAUCGCCAACCUGCUAGUAGCCAGACAUUUUGACACUGGAAAAGAGUACUAUUUGCUUGGCACCAGGUUCUGCUGUUGAGUUCAGUUUGUUGUGAUUGUGUUAUCUUAGAAAUGUAUCCUAAAACUAAUUAAUUAGAAUCCAUGCACUAUAAUGUACGAUGAAAAAAGAGCAAGUGCAUGUCGGAGGAUUGCCAGUUUCCUUUCCUCAA
Molecule: messenger RNA, 1361 nt
Organism: Juglans microcarpa x Juglans regia
Lineage: Eukaryota; Viridiplantae; Streptophyta; Magnoliopsida; Fagales; Juglandaceae
Product: heptahelical transmembrane protein 2
Exons: 4
Coding region: 111-1169 (352 amino acids)
Biological process (GO): response to hormone
Cellular component (GO): membrane
Molecular function (GO): signaling receptor activity
Source: RefSeq, a predicted model, not a curated record